Messenger RNA from Limulus polyphemus (Atlantic horseshoe crab), 2842 nucleotides. RefSeq names its product stromal interaction molecule homolog. Gene Ontology annotation, biological process: activation of store-operated calcium channel activity; store-operated calcium entry; intracellular calcium ion homeostasis. The transcript has 14 exons. Gene Ontology annotation, molecular function: calcium ion binding; protein binding; calcium channel regulator activity. Lineage: Eukaryota; Metazoa; Arthropoda; Merostomata; Xiphosura; Limulidae. The record is from RefSeq and is a predicted model, not a curated record. Bases 135 to 2564 code for a protein of 809 amino acids. Gene Ontology annotation, cellular component: plasma membrane; endoplasmic reticulum.
CCGAAGUGUAAUGUUGAAAAUUAUGAGAGAUGUUAAUAUUGAUGUGGUGUGUUGUGUUGAAGCUGUAAAUGAUGUAACUAAGUUUUCUAAUCACAGCAGAAAUGUUUUUAAGCAAUUGUUAUUUUUUAUAAAGAAUGUUAAGGACAGCGACGGAGUUUCUUUUUCUAAUUUUAUCUAAAAAAAUUCGACUUUAUAAAAAUUACUCAUUAUUAAUAGUAUUACUGAAAGUAAUAACGUACGGCCUGCUACAGCAGACGGAACCGGCUUUUGGUGCAAGUAUACCGCCAGUGGUUACGGAACAAGAAGAUGGAAUCCGUCGAUCCAAUUAUUCUCGUGCAGAAAAUCUCGCUGUGAAAGGAAUCAGCUGUAAUGAUCUGCUUGGAGCUUGUAGCGACAUUCCUGGAUUUGAGGCCAUUGUUGCUCUACAUCGACAACUGGACGAUGAUGCUAAUGGGAAUGUUGAUAUCACGGAAAGUGACGAGUUUUUAAGAGAUGAACUACAUUAUGAAAAUGGGUAUGAAAGACAAAAAAGCUUUCAUGGUAAUGACAAGUACAUUAGUAUGGAUGAAUUAUGGAGAUCAUGGAAAUUAUCAGAAGUUCAUAAUUGGACACUAGAAGACACUAUUGAUUGGCUCAUCACUCAUGUGGAGCUUCCUCAGUACAUCCAAAACUUUCAAAAGAAUGCAGUUGAUGGCUUAACUUUACCAAGAAUGGCCAUAAAUGACCAUCAUUUUGUGAAUUCAGUUUUGGGAAUCAAAGAUCCUAUUCAUAAACAGAAGAUAGUCUUGAAGGCAAUGGAUGUGGUCCUCUUUGGACCUCCACGUUAUCACAAUUAUGUAAAGGACAUUUUGCUGGUGUUGUCACUAGUACUUGCUACUGGAGGCUGCUGGUUUGCUUAUAUUCAACACAAGCUUUCACAGAGACAGUUGCAAAAGAUGAUGAGAGACAUGCAAAGCCUCCAGCAGGCUGAGGAGACUUUGUUAAAAUUACAACAAGAAUUGUAUAAAGCAAGACAAGAGCAAAAAAGUGUUGUAAUUGAGAAGCAAGAUUUAGAAAAAAAGUUGCAAGAUGAAAUUGCCAACUCUCAGAGCAAGAUGAUGACAAUGAAGCAUGAAACUUCUGACCUAGAAAGUGUUCAGCAAUUGAGGAAUGAAUUAGAUCAAGCUCAAGAAGAACUAUAUUGUAUAGAAAAGGCAUUGGAAACCAGUCGGUGGUCACCUCCUCCAGCCCUGCAGCUCUGGCUUCAGCUAACUCAUGAGCUUGAGCUGCGAAGUUAUAAUGAAAAGAGAGCUACAGCUGAGCAACAGUUGAAUUCUGCUAAGGAAGAGUGUGAAAAAUUAAGAAAAAGGAGGUCAACUUUACUAGGUGCUUUCAGAAUAGCCCAUGGGAGUUCAGUUGAUGCUAUUGAUCACAGAAUUCUUCAAGCUAAAGCAGCUCUGUCAGAAGUUACUAAAGACCUGCAAGAAAGGCUAUAUCGUUGGAAGCAGAUUGAACGUCUGUGCUCUUUUGCCAUUGUGCAUAAUCCAGGUCUGAAGUAUUUAGAAUCUAAGCUGCAGAAUGAAUGUGUAAAUGAACUCUCUAGUCAUCCUUACCUUACAGGUAAGCUAAAUCACAUUGGAAGCAAGUCACAACUUUUGGAUGAAGAUGGGUCAUCAUGUGGAGGCACUAUUGGAGCAGUUCAUCAGCUUGUUCACAAUUCAGCAGUUUUGUUUCUAUCACCUAUUCCACCCCUGUUGGUAACUCCAAUUAAUGAGCAUUCUAUGCUGAAGUUGCCAUCACAAGGUCUAAUUAAACAAGACAGUAGCACCUCCUUGAUUUCUGCUGGUCAACUCUCUGCUUUCUUAGCAUCUGAUUAUUCAUCAACUAAUGGUGCCAUUACCAGUGUGGCUCCUUCAUUUUACUCUCAAGCCUACUGUAUUCAGGAAAAUUCCUCCACACAAAUAGCUAGGAGUAAGUCAGAUUUUAUGAUGUCUCUUUCUACCGAUACCUUUUCAAAUGGUGGAGGUACUUCAAGUUUUGGUGAUCAAAUGUCACAUGUGCUUAGCCCCACUUGGAUCAGCAAUGGAAACAUGGAACAAGGUGGAAGUAGUAAAGGUUCUACACUGAACUCAGCAGUAUCUUCAUCUAAACCAGAAGAUGGAUCUCAGGAAUCAAAUACUCCUCUACAACCAGACACACCAAAGAGAUUGCUUAGUAAAAUUGUAAAAAGCCUCAGCCAAGACAACAACCCUUCACCAUCUUCACAGUCUUUUUCACCUAAACACUCUCUCUCAGAGUCCUGUUUAGACAGUCCUGUGCAUAAGUGUUCUGAUGUUGAUACCAGAAGUAACUUGAAUGAUGAUACUUGCAACAUGAAUAGAAAAGUUACUAAUUAUGGCUCACUUGGAAGACGCAAAAAAGCAGGUGCUUUAAUUUCUUCCCUGCAUACCAAUUUCCCAAAAGCUAUUCCAGAUGAAGAAAAGUAUAUGGACAAUUCUCACUCUGCUCCAGAAAAGAAAGAUGGAGAACAAUAUAAAAAAAUAUUCUUGCUCCAAGCUAAAAGGAAGAAAUCAAAGGUACUCUGAUGUCACAUUAUCAGCAUCCAAAUGCCCCUGUGAUGCAACUGAGAAAAAUAAAACCCUUUUUUGUAUAUUAUGUUUAAUAGGUAGUUUUUGAAAAAAAAAAUGAUGCAAAUAUAUAUGUGUGUGUAUUAAUACAUACACACAUUUAUGUUAACUGUUAUACAAUGUAAUCAUGACUGUAUUUUAAAAUUCUAUUUGUUUACCUUCCAGAUUUGAUCAUUGACCAACUUUUGUGUCUUAUAAAUUAAAUUUGUUAGUGAAUUUAAUAAUGUAAAUAUCCC